CAUCGGCCUCACCUCCCUCGACUCUUACCUGCCACUUCCGUCCGCCGUCAUGUCUGCUGGUGCCAACGACGUUUUGUCCUGGACUGCUCAGGACCCCCGUCAGAGCCAACUCUUCAGCUCCUGGGGUGUGGUAUACCGCUUCCAUACGGAAACAAAUGGACAGGGCGUCAGCGUCACCACCGUGUGGCGAGCAAUUCGUGCGAACAAAGAGGACCGUGUUGCCAAACUCGAAUGGGCGCCCAACGGAGGUCUAGGACGCGCCGUCAUCGGAAAGAAUACCCUACCUAUGGGUGACCUUGUCCGUAGAGAGCCACGCAUCCCUGACUGCAGAGUUUUCAACGGCCCGGACGGGUUCUUGUAUCGUUGGAGGCCUAGUACAAAUAAUUCGGACACUGUGCUGCAAGACCCCAACGGCAGUAUCAUUGCUUUCAUCCGCCCCACUCGACCUGUUUCAUACCCCGGUUUCGGCGACGUUUACGCAGAGUUACACUACGUCCGUUCUGCAGGUGCAGGUGUUGUGAUGCAUCCACCACUCAUGGACACAGUCACCGUCACGGCCAUGCUCUACCGAUUCGCCCAGAUGUACAACCUAUGAGUUUCCUCGUCUUGACUUUUUUAGGGUCGUGGCACGAACGUUUCUCGCCAUGAACCAGACGGAGGGCAGGCCCGCCGGUGACUGUAAGCUUGUACAGAUCUCUCAUUUGCUGUGGUGUCCGCGCAUACUUCUUUCUCUGUCAUCCAUCCAUCUCUCUCUCUCUCGCUAUAUCCAUUCGCGCUGCUAUUUGAUUUGUGUACGUAUGGGGGUGCAUGUGUAAGAGUACGAGUACCAGUCUUGCUUGCUUGCGAAACACAUCUUUUAUCUCA
This is a messenger RNA of Stereum hirsutum FP-91666 SS1, 864 nucleotides long. RefSeq lists its product as uncharacterized. Lineage: Eukaryota; Fungi; Basidiomycota; Agaricomycetes; Russulales; Stereaceae. The coding region runs from base 50 to 595 and encodes 181 amino acids. The transcript is spliced from 6 exons. The record is from RefSeq and is a predicted model, not a curated record.